This is a messenger RNA of Mesocestoides corti, 474 nucleotides long. Lineage: Eukaryota; Metazoa; Platyhelminthes; Cestoda; Cyclophyllidea; Mesocestoididae. The record is from the annotation of a GenBank genome assembly.
AUGUCCACAACGCUUCCAAAUGGGCCUGCUAGCGUUGCGAAGGCCAUUAAGAAUACGUCACCAAGCGUACCUGCGUCUAUGACUUACCUGGCAGCAUCUGGUUCAGACAAGCUGUUGCAGGAGGCCCUAGAAAACGCCACAAGGGCUUCCCUGAUUUCUCAAAUGGCUACUAUCGUCUCAGAGGCUAUGAAUUCAAUAGCUAAUGCGUUAAGUAACAGCGAUUCGAUUGAAUCUGUAGUUUUUUUACUAAAAAGAGAAGUCGAAAUGCUGGCAGCGAUAUCAUGCCUCACUUUCUCCCUGAACAAGUCGGUGUACGAAAUAAUGUCCGCCUUCGAACAUGAUCGUUUAGCCAAGGUUAAAACUGUUCCACCGUGCAUGGCAGAUUCAAGCGAUUCAACGACUUCUGCAGCUAAAUCAGGUCAAGAGUCAUCAGGAGGUCAGUCGAAAUCUUUACCGCCGAAAUCGCUGCCUUGA